UACAGAACAAACACUGAAAGACUUGACCGUGCUUUGGUGGGAGAAAGUAAAGCUGGGAAACACACGAACGCGAGGAGAAGCACCCGGAGCGAAAAUAGAGCGACACCGGGCGGGAAAAUCAAACCAGGAGGAGGAUGGAGGCGAAACGACCAGUUAAACGGUCACUAAAUUUGGAAAAAAAGGAAGAUGAAGCAACACCUUGCAAGAAGAACCACAAGGUUUCCAUUGAAAGAUUUUCCCCAGUUACUGGAACUCAGUGUCUUAGCCCUUUUACCCCCAGGGGCACACAUUGUAGAGCAAGAUCUGAUGUUGCUGAAUCAAAUGUGGAAAAGUCUAAAACUUCCACAAGAGGGCAUCUGUAUGCAGCCCAGAAAGAGCUAAAUGCUUUGAGGUCAAAAGUGGAGAAGUCUGUCUUGGUUAUCAAAGCAACCAGGGAGAAGUUGAGUGCUCUGCAGGCUUUAGAGGGCAGAAAAGAGUUUGAAUAUUUCCUUGGUGCCUGUAACAAGUCAGGGGAUCUGACUGCUGAACUCCGAAAAAAUAGAGAACUCAUGGAAAGAAGAAGCAACCAAGCUGCUAAAGUUCAGUAGAACUGAAUAUGUAAUUCUUCUUAAACUGUUGGCUUUUCAUUGUAUAAAUCAAGGCUACAUAGGUGCCUUGAUAAUUUUCUUUUUUUGGUAGUCUUUCUGUUAAAUGUAAUACAAUAAUAUACAUUUCAAA
Messenger RNA from Hemiscyllium ocellatum (epaulette shark), 717 nucleotides. Its product is annotated as centromere protein R-like. Gene Ontology annotation, cellular component: nucleoplasm. The transcript is spliced from 7 exons. Bases 135 to 587 code for a protein of 150 amino acids. The record is from RefSeq and is a predicted model, not a curated record. Gene Ontology annotation, biological process: regulation of DNA-templated transcription; CENP-A containing chromatin assembly. NCBI's taxonomy places the organism in Eukaryota, Metazoa, Chordata, Chondrichthyes, Orectolobiformes, Hemiscylliidae.